AAUACAGAUUGCGUAAAAAGUGGUUAAGAUGCUGGUUUACUGAUCGGAAGGUUGUGAGUUGAAAUCCCAGCAGCCACUGAUGCGCCCUUGAGCAACGCCCUUAACCCUCAACUGCUCAGUUGUAUAAAUGAGAUGAAGUGGCUCUGGAUAAUAGCGUCUGCCAAAUGCCAUAAAUGUAAAUGUUAAUGCAAAUGUAAAUCCCUCCCCUUGCUCAUUCUCAUGGCUGUGAAUUCCUAUAAAACUGAACAUCAUCUUCCACCUGGAUUCAUUUUAUAUCCAGCUUCUCAACUUCUCCAAUCCACCAACAAUGAAGCUUUCAAUUAUGCUGCUGCUCAUCUUUAUGCUUUCCUCUGAAGUGCUGUCACUAAUGUGCCAGAAGUGCAUUCCAUCAGGAAUCACACCAUGCACUAGGACACAGAUAACCUGUCCAGACAAGUGUCUCAGUGCAACUGUUUCAGUGUCCUCAAGUUCUAUAGGUGGUACAGACAUGAAUGUAAAUUUACAGACUUGCGGCACAUCAUCCUUGUGUGUAAAUGAAAGCAUGAACGUGGGAAUAAUGAACAUAGCCACCAAUGUCCAAUGCUGCAUCACUGAUCUCUGCAACAACAGAACACCGGCAGCUCCUGCACAGCAGUUCCCCAAUGGCAAAUCCUGCUUCACCUGUGUUGCUAACCGCUGCUCAGGAACAGUAAACUGUGUGGGGAAUCAAGAUUUCUGCAUUUCUGCCUCAGUUCAACAAGGGAACAAUGCCUUGUAUAUGAAAGGAUGCGCCACCAAGAGUGCCUGUGAUGCGUCUGCUGGAGUGUCAAGCCAACAGGGAGUUGCCCCGGUAAAUGUGCAGUGUUGUGCUGGAAACCUGUGUAACAGUGCUGAGAUCUUCACACUGAGUUUCUUCCUCAUGAUCGUCCCUCUGAUCUGCAGCAUCCUCUUCCAUUGAGUCUGAAAACUUUUAAAAUCUUUAAAAGGAAACAACAAGAAAUUUGGUUUAAUUGAAGACCUUUUUCAUUUUUCCCAGCUCUGCAGUGUUGCUGUUUCAAAUGCAAUUUAUCACAUUUUUCCUUUUGGUGACUGUGAUGACGAUCGGUAUAAAAUCAUAUAAUACUAGAAUGAAUUUGGGAUUGUAUGGCAGUUCAUAAAAUUCCUAAACCCUGGUAAUAGUGUAAUGGAACUAAAACGCAUUUUUGGUAUCCUGCAGUUAAAAUAAAAAAUAAUAAUAAAUUAAAGUACAUCA
Messenger RNA from Ictalurus punctatus (channel catfish), 1231 nucleotides. RefSeq names its product urokinase plasminogen activator surface receptor. Bases 308 to 937 code for a protein of 209 amino acids. The transcript is spliced from 5 exons. The record is from RefSeq and is a predicted model, not a curated record. NCBI's taxonomy places the organism in Eukaryota, Metazoa, Chordata, Actinopteri, Siluriformes, Ictaluridae.